GGCUUCUGGUUGGGAAAUGUACGUACGAUCACUGUGGGGAGGGGUCAGUGAGGAGUGAAGAGUGUGUCAUGGGAAAGAUUGGUAUCAAAGACUAAAGGGGAAGGAAUAUUUAAGUCCUUUAUGAAGUUUGAGCUGUAAGGCACUGUGAUCAUUGCAUUGAUGUACAUGCAGACUCAUAUAAGACUCACAUAAUGAUUAACAAAGGGUCUAUAAAGCCAGCUGGUGCUAUUGGCAAACUACUUCUGGAUUCGUCAUUGACAUAAGUUUCUGUUCAUAAGGAAAGUUACUUCCUCAUUAUUAAAUGUGGGAGUAUCAAACCUAAUGUGUACAGAGCAGCAUUUCGGUUAAGGAGUCUGUCACCCCAUUGUGCUGUGUGAAACCCCAUGACAGGAAGUGUUUAAAUCCCUGAGCUGAGACUAACGACAGGAUGUGGAACAUAGCUGCAUUGGUGUUAGUGGUGGCAGGGACUGCCUCUUGCUACAUCACCUGCCCUGAUGGGAAGGUCUGCUCUGAUCAAUCAACUUGCUGUUUGACUAAAGAAGGAUACGCCUGCUGUCCAGUUACCCAUGUUCCGUGGACAGCACUUGUUCAGGCCUCAGACAGCACCCCACAGGCUGGAGUUAUUCGCUGUGACACAAAAUUCUACUGCCCUUCUGGAACCAGCUGCUGCAAGGGACUGACUGGCAAAUGGGACUGCUGCCCAUUCCCACUGGGCACGUGCUGUGCGGAUGGCCACCAUUGCUGUGAAUAUGGAUACACCUGUGACCCAACCUCAUUCAAGUGCAGGAAAGGUUACUCUCAGAUUCCUUCAGGUCUGAGGAAUGAUGCUAAGCAGGACUGACGAGAUGUCUUUUUAAUUAUAAUGUUGUCACUGUACUGGUAUUGGAUUGAACAAACAGAUUUGCUAGUUUAGCUAACCAAACCAUCAGUCCUAGCUUGCUAUUAUGAAAAUCGAAUUCAACAAUGUUUUCAAUUCUAAUUUUGCUUUCAAAAGCAACUCAAACAUAAAACAUGUAAAAAUGAACUAUAGCCAUUGAAUUCUACCCUGCAGAUAUACCAUGCUUUAUAGGGAAAUAAUGCACGCUCUUGAAUGCCCUUCAAGACAAUCAGAAACGAGUGUUCAACAAUGUCAUGGUAUAACAUUACAUGUUGAAAGAAUGUUGAAUCAUGCCACCCACUCAUUUAUUGCAUUAAAGACAGAUCAAUACACUUCCAAAUAAAUGACAUUCUAAGAAAAAA
Oncorhynchus tshawytscha (Chinook salmon) is the source of this 1239-nucleotide messenger RNA. Its product is annotated as progranulin. Bases 428 to 841 code for a protein of 137 amino acids. Lineage: Eukaryota; Metazoa; Chordata; Actinopteri; Salmoniformes; Salmonidae. Gene Ontology annotation, cellular component: extracellular region. The record is from RefSeq and is a predicted model, not a curated record. The transcript has 4 exons.